Molecule: messenger RNA, 1697 nt
Organism: Sander lucioperca (pikeperch)
Lineage: Eukaryota; Metazoa; Chordata; Actinopteri; Perciformes; Percidae
Product: kinase suppressor of Ras 2-like
Exons: 6
Coding region: 557-1570 (337 amino acids)
Source: RefSeq, a predicted model, not a curated record
GCAGCCCCUCACGCGGCGGUGCCUGGGCGAUGCGAUGCUGUUGCUGUGGGUUUGAUUGACAGGAAACAUGUCGGUGUGGUGGGAGCGAACCGGGAUGCAGCUGCUGCCAAGAGAGACAGGGAGUACCUGCGUCCAAUCCACACAUCAGCACCUUUAAAACCACCAGGCUUCCCCCUCAAUACGUCUUCUUCUAAACAGCUUCUCUUUUUUUGAAACAUCCAUUUCAAACGAAGGGGCACCCAAUGGAUGCUGUGGCAAACCGUGUCGUCCCGCUCGGUAUCUUCAUAUUGUGUUUGAUUUAGCCAACAAUCAGAGACACCUUGAUGAAACAGCAGGAACUACGAGGACUGUUGUUGCAAUGGAGUCGACUCUCUCCCGGCUCAAACCACGUCUGUAAACCUACGAAAUCUCGUUUCAUGGCGUUUUGCAGGUUGCUCUGUUCCGUGGGCUUCUCCACAUUUCUUUUCUGAAUUAUUUGUUGUUGUUUUUAUUUUUAUUUUGUUUUUAAUUUUUUUCAAAGUGCAAAGGGAAAAUAACGACCACUGCUCGCAAAACUAUGAACGAGGAGAUGACAAAAAGCGAGGAGCAGCAUCUUAGUUUGCAGAAAGCCUUGCAGCAGUGCGAGUUGGUGCAAAAUAUGAUUGACAUAAGCAUUUCUAGUUUGGAGGGUUUACGGACCAAAUGUGCCACAUCCAACGACUUGACACAAAAAGAGAUACGAACGCUGGAGGGGAAGUUGGUAAAGUACUUCAGCCGCCAGCUGUCCUGUAAGUGCAAAGUGGCCUUAGAGGAGCGCAGUGUCGAGCUGGAGGACUUCCCUCGCCUCGGCCACUGGUUCCGCAUCGUCAACUUGAGGAAGGAGGUCACAGAGGAGAUGAGCCCAGGUGAGGUAACCCUGGAGGGCCUGCUGGAGAUGAGCGAGGAGCAGGUGUGUGAGCUGCUGCAGAAGUUUGGUGCCAACGAAGAGGAGUGCGCCCGACUCAACGCCUCCCUCUCCUGCCUCAGAAAGGCCCACCAGCUCGAACAACUUGAGGAGGAUAAAUUGCACAGUAAUGGAGGGAGCCAGGAGAAGCAGGACUGGUCCAUCCAGUGGCCCACCUCUGAAUCGGGCAAAGAAAACACUCCGGUGUGCCAGCCAGAGGUCAGUCAGUGGAUCCGGUUUCAGCUCUCCCAAAGCCCCAAAGUCCAGUCCAAGUACAACCAGCACAUGUGCCACAGCCCCCAAGCCCUGGCCCCCCCUUUAUAUGCCGAUCGACUGACCGUUGACAGCCCAGCCACAGGGUUCUUCCCUCCCUUGGACUAUGGUCAUCGCUCCCUGCCCCCGUCACCCCGCCAGAGGCAUUUUGGCCACACACCUCCUCGGACUCCCUUAGUGGUCAACACCAUGACGCCGCCUGGCACUCCCCCAAUGCGGCGUAGAAACAAAGUGAAGGCCCCGGGCACGCCACCUCCACCUAGCCGCAAGCUCAUCCAUCUGCUACCAGGCUUCACCGCACUGCACCGCAGCAAAUCCCACGAGUUCCAGCUGGGGAACCGCUUGGAUGACACACAGACACCAAACUUCCAGUGAACCAGAGGCUGGUUUCUAUGCCUCCAAAGAAUUAAUGAGCAAACUGCCUCCUUACCAAUGUGUUCAGUAAUAUCUAUAAUUCCAAGAAAGUCUCACCCUGAGAUGAAACAGUGUCCAAUUUUGCAGA